CGGGAGGAAUGCUCUCGCGCCCCGGAGGGGAAGCGGGAAAUCGCUGCGAUUCCCUUCUCGCCCCCGGGCCCUUCGCUGGGGCGGGGGGAGUCGGGGCCGGCAGAGGCCGGUGCGCAGGGACCGAGCCCCGCAGUCCCGUGGAGCGCGCAGGUGGGGCUGAGCUCCGGGCGGACCUGGGUGUGCGAGGCCCGUGAGCCCGGCGCCUGAGGCACGAGGGGAAAACCCACUAUACCCGUGCCGCAGGCGCGGGCGGUGGGUCUGCCGCGAGACCCCGAGGUCUGGAGUCGGACAGAUGGGUCCCAGCUCUGUCCCCCGCGAGCAGCGCCGAGAGGGGCCUGGGCAAGACCCUGCUUUCUCCUCGGAGGAUGAGCCUGCUCCGUGGCGCUGUUUGGAAACUGAGGUUGAAGUCAUCGCCUGCGAAGCAGAGAGCGAAGCGCAGGUUCUUGAGCCCUGAGUGACGUGCCGAGGCCACAGGCUGGCCGAGAGGGAGCUCUGACUCGGGCAGACGCUGGGCUACUCUCACACAGGUCCAUCACCAUGUGUGACACUAAUGAUACGAUCCCGGCUGCACAGGAUUCCAGAAUGAUGGUUCCCAAAGGGUUUUCCAAAGUUAGCUACUUCGGGCUGCUUUGAAAGCUUCAAAGACAUUAGGCGUGAAAGGUGCAGUGACUCUCCCGGGAUACUUGGUUUGUGACAGAACCAGGAGGAAGACGCCGUGGUUCAUCCUCUCGUAGCUGAGCCUUCACGGUUCUCUGCAGCGUCCCAAAAGCCACAGAUGAUGAACACAUCUCAGGCAUCAGUGUCAUUCAAGGACGUGAGUGUGGAGUUCACCCCGGAGGAGUGGCAGCACGUGAGCCCAGCUCAGAGGACCCUGUACAGAGACGUGAUGCUGGAGAACUACAGCCACCUCGUCUCACUGGGGUGUUGCUUUACAAAACCAGGACUUAUCUUCAUAUUGGAACAAGGAGAAGAUCCAUGGUUGUUAGAUAAAGAAUUUCUAAGCAGGAGCUCCCCAGAAGACUUUCAUCCUGAUGAAUUGCCAGAGAAGAGCCCAGAAAACCAAGACAAAUAUUUGUGGCCGCUUUUAUUCACCAACAAAUCCUUGACUACAAGUCAAGAAAUGCCAUGUAAUCUGGACAUGAACCAUCUUACUGCAAGGACUCCCUGUAAAUGUGGUGUGGCAGGGGCUACUUACCUGGGUGCCAGCCCACUGGCCCCACACGACCACUGCUCAAGAGAAAAGGCUCAUGAGCUUAACUUAUGUGAGAAAUGGCUCCUCAAUAUUAAGAACUGCAGAACUAAUACUUGCAGGAAAGGUUUUGUUUAUAAUAAAAAUUUAAAAGCCCUAAGUCUUAAAGAGCAAGUUAUCCAGCAUCAGAAAAUUCAGAACUUGGGACAAGCUUGUAAAUAUAAUGAAAGUGGAAAAGAUUUCUUUGGAAAAACUGUCCUUAUUACAUCUCAAAGUGCCCACCGAAAAGUGGAAUCUUAUAAAUUGAAUAAACCUGGGGAAAACCAAUGUGCUAAAUCAACAUUUAUUGUCUCUCAGAGUAUUCAUCCAGAGAAGAGUCACUAUGGAUUUAGUGAAAAUGGAAAUAGUUUCAAUAGGACCACUCAAAAAACUGACACAAAAGGGAAAUCUUCCAGCCAAAAGUCACACAUUGGAGAUCAUGAGAGAAUUCAUACAGAGGUGAAAUACGGUGCAUAUGGGAAAAAGCUUAACCAUGAUUCUGCACUCCUGCUCCGUCAGGGAACUCACAUAUCAGAUAAAUCCUCUGAGGAUAGCACAUGUACAAAGAUAUCCACCUACCAGCCCACUUUUAAUGUACAUCAGCGAACUAACAUAAGAUCAAAACCCAAUGAAUGUAAUGAAUAUGGAAAAUGCUGCUCUUUGAAUUCCUGUGUAAUUCAUACUCAGAAAAGUCCCUCAGGAGAGAAACCUUAUGAAUGUCAUGAAUGUGGGAAAGCUUUCAGUGAGAAGUCGCGCCUAAGGAAACAUCAGAGAACCCACACCGGGGAGAAACCAUAUAAAUGUGAUGGAUGUGAGAAAGCUUUCAGAGCCAAGUCAGGCCUAAGGAUACAUCAGAGAACUCACACAGGGGAGAAACCCUUUGAAUGUAAUGACUGUGGGAAAUCCUUCAACUAUAAGUCAAUACUUAUAGUACAUCAGAGAACUCACACAGGGGAGAAACCCUUUGAAUGUAAUGACUGUGGGGAAGCUUUCAGUCAGAAGUCAAACCUCAGAGUGCAUCACAGAACCCAUACUGGGGAGAAGCCCUUUAAGUGUGAUGAGUGUGGAAAAACUUUCAGACAGAAAUCAAACCUCAGAGGACAUCAGAGAACGCACACAGGGGAGAAGCCCUACAAAUGUAGUGACUGUGGAAAAGCUUUCAGUGAGAAGUCAGACCUAAGAAAACAUCAGAGAACUCACACAGGGGAGAAACCUUACCCUUGUAACCAGUGUGGGGAAGCUUUUAGUCAGAAAACAAACCUCAGAGGACAUCAGAGAACGCACACAGGGGAGAAGCCCUACGAAUGUAGUGACUGUGGAAAAGCUUUCAGUGAGAAGUCAGACCUAAGAAAACAUCAGAGAACGCACACAGGGGAGAAACCUUAUAAAUGUGAUAAAUGUGUAAAAGCUUUCAGCCAUAAAUCAAGCCUUAGAGAACAUCAGAAGUCCCACACAGAGAAUUAACUCUAUGAAU
Lepus europaeus (European hare) is the source of this 2702-nucleotide messenger RNA. It is a transcript of the gene ZNF782, whose product is annotated as zinc finger protein 782. Gene Ontology annotation, molecular function: RNA polymerase II cis-regulatory region sequence-specific DNA binding; DNA-binding transcription factor activity, RNA polymerase II-specific. NCBI's taxonomy places the organism in Eukaryota, Metazoa, Chordata, Mammalia, Lagomorpha, Leporidae. Bases 776 to 2692 code for a protein of 638 amino acids. Gene Ontology annotation, biological process: regulation of transcription by RNA polymerase II. The record is from RefSeq and is a predicted model, not a curated record. The transcript has 6 exons.